This is a messenger RNA of Phodopus roborovskii (desert hamster), 1092 nucleotides long. RefSeq names its product fibrinogen like 1 (gene Fgl1). NCBI's taxonomy places the organism in Eukaryota, Metazoa, Chordata, Mammalia, Rodentia, Cricetidae. The record is from RefSeq and is a predicted model, not a curated record. Gene Ontology annotation, biological process: regulation of immune response; negative regulation of T cell activation. The coding region runs from base 67 to 1011 and encodes 314 amino acids. The transcript is spliced from 8 exons.
UCCUGGGAGACUGUGUCUGGAUGGGACCUAGCUGAGGGUCGAUUCAUCUUGACUUGAGUGGCAAGAAUGGGGGAGAUUCACAGCUUUUUCCUGGUCACCAUUGCUCUGAUAAUGGGCAGAGAAAGCUGGGCCCUGGAGAAUGCGAACUGUUUGCGGGAGCAGGAAAGGCUCCGAGCUCAGGUGCACCAGCUUGAGACCCGGGUUAAACAACAACAGGCUAUGAUCGCCCAGCUCAUGCAUGAGAAGGAAGUCCAGUUCCUGGAUAAGGGACAGGAGGGAAAUUUCAUUGACCUUGGAGGCAAGAGGCAAUAUGCAGAUUGUUCGGAGAUUUACAAUGAUGGAUUUAAGCAGAGUGGAUUUUACAAAAUCAAACCUCUCCAGAGCCAGGCAAUAUUCUCUGUUUAUUGUGACAUGUCUGAUGGAGGAGGAUGGACUGUAAUUCAGAGACGAUCUGAUGGCAGCGAGAACUUUAACAGGGGUUGGAAUGACUAUGAAAAUGGCUUUGGAAACUUUGUCCAAAGCAAUGGUGAAUAUUGGCUGGGUAACAGAAACCUUAACCUACUGACUAUGCAAGGAGACUAUACUUUAAAAAUUGACCUGACAGAUUUUGAGAAAAAUAGUCGCUUUGCACAAUACAAACAUUUUAAAGUUGGAGAUAAAAAGUCUUUUUAUGAACUGAACAUUGGAGAAUAUUCUGGAACAGCUGGGGACUCCCUUUCAGGGACUUUUCACCCCGAAGUGCAGUGGUGGGCUAGUCACCAAAGAAUGAAGUUCAGCACAUGGGACAGAGAUAAUGACAACUACAACGGGAACUGUGCUGAGGAGGAGCAGUCUGGCUGGUGGUUUAACAGGUGUCACUCUGCAAACCUGAAUGGUGUGUACUAUCAGGGCUCCUAUACAGCAGAAACCGAUAAUGGGGUUGUCUGGUACACCUGGCAUGGGUGGUGGUAUUCCUUGAAAUCUGUGGUAAUGAAAAUUAGGCCAAAUGAUUUUAUUCCAAAUAUCAUUUAAUUGUUCCCAUUGUCCUCUUCUUGCAACUUUUGGUUUGAAAUAUUUGAGAAAUACAAUCCUGAAUACAUGUAUGCAUGGUGA